AUUUAAACCUUAUCAUUAUACUUUUUCUUUUUCUAAAAUUCAGAAAACUAAUACUUCUUUAUUCUGUACAUUCUAAACUUCUGUUAUUCCAGGAACAAGAUGGCAUAUGCAGGGAUCCAGAUGUUCAUGGAGAAGUUGAACCACCUCAUUAACAACGACCACAUUCCAUUCAUCAACAACCCCUCAAUUAUACGCCAAAGACCUCAGUUCCAACUUCUCUAUGAUGACCUGGACCCUAUGAUCCGAACCCUUUUCAUCGAUGAACACCAAGACCUCGAAAAAGUUAAUGAUCUGAAGAAAAGAAAAGAUUCGCAUACGCAGCAGAAGAGGCACAAUAUAUCGUUGAUCUCUUUCUAUCCAGUGUUCACAUGAGGAAUAAUGUGGACUUUAAACGAUCCUUCGAUCUUAAUGAUGUUAGGAGAUCACUAAAGUCUGUCGAGGUAGACUUCAUGAGUUUGAACGUCGAUAGGAUGAAGACGGAUUCUUCUCCAAGACCUCAAAGAACACUAAACCAAUCUUCUGCUACUCAAAGUACUACGUCCGGAAAUUCACUAGGAUCGAAGAAAAUUUUAGACAAUAUCUUCGUGGGGAUUGAUCGUGAUGCUGAGCUCAUAAGAGAUAAACUUGUGGAUGAUGGAAAGAAGCUAGAUGUUGUCUCUAUUGUAGGUAUGGGUGGGAUAGGUAAGAUAACCGUGGCGACCAAAGUAUUCAAUGAUGGGUAUGUUAAGCAUCAUUUCCGUAUCCGUGUAUGGGUCACUGUUUCUCAAACAUAUGAUAAGCGGGCUGUGUUGAUUCAGAUUCUGGAAUCCAUUCGUGAUCAACUAGACCUUGAAAAGGCUAGUGACUCUCGACUUCGUGAAUUGGUGCAUAAACACUUAAUGGGUCGGCGAUAUUUGAUUGUGAUUGAUGAUAUAUGGCACAUAGAAACAUGGGAUAACCUGAAAUUAUUUUUCCCCCAUGGUGACAAUGGAAGUCGAAUUCUGAUCACCAGUCGCAUAACUGAAGUUGCUAAGCAUGCAAAUUUAGAUGGAAUGAUUCUUCCCUUAGGAUGUUUGAACAAAGAAAAAGGCUGGGAGUUGUUGUGUCAGAAGGUGUUCCGUGGCAAUAAGUACCCUGAAUGGUCACUUAAACCUGGAAUGCGAAUAGUAGAAAGUUGUCACAGAUUACCACUUGCAGUGGUUGUCAUUGCAGGAGUUCUAGCAAAAGAAGCAUGGAAUGAGAAGUUUUGGAUGGAAAUUGCUUAUAGUGCCAGUUUGUACAUUGUUGGUGACCAAAAUGGAUGCCUGGAAAUAUUAGGUUUAAGUUACAAUAAUCUUCCUCUCCACUUGAGAGAGUGCUUUCUUUAUCUUGGUGGCUUCCCAGAAGACUACAUGUUUAAAGUACGAGAUUUGAUCUGGUUAUGGGUGGCUGAGGGGUUCAUUCAACAAACUGAAAAUAGAAGCUUGGAGGAUAUUGCAGAGGGCUACUUGAUGGAUCUAAUUGAUAGGAAUCUUGUAAUUGUAGCACACAGGAGCAAGUCUAAUGAAGGUGUCACAGCUUGUAAAGUGCAUGAUCUUGUUAAGGAGCUUUGCUUGAAAAAAGCCAAGGAAGAACGAUUUAUCCUUCAAACAGAAAGGCUAGUAUUGUUCUUUCACCGUUAUAAUGUCAUUACACCACCAUAUAAGCCGGUCCGUGUGUUCAUAAAUAAAGAUAUCUACGAUCCACACAUUGCUCAUCCGCCUCCCCAAAACCUUCGAUCGAUAUUGUGGCUUAUAAUUCCAGAACGUUGGGUGAUGACAUUGCAAGGUGUUUCCUUUCUUUUGUGCUACUUAGGGUGUUAGAUCUACAAAAGUGUAGAUUGACCACUUUUCCCAA
Messenger RNA from Helianthus annuus (common sunflower), 1854 nucleotides. Its product is annotated as putative late blight resistance protein homolog R1B-17. The record is from RefSeq and is a predicted model, not a curated record. The coding region runs from base 369 to 1820 and encodes 483 amino acids. The transcript has a single exon. NCBI's taxonomy places the organism in Eukaryota, Viridiplantae, Streptophyta, Magnoliopsida, Asterales, Asteraceae. Gene Ontology annotation, biological process: defense response to other organism. Gene Ontology annotation, molecular function: ADP binding.